Molecule: messenger RNA, 838 nt
Organism: Symbiodinium pilosum
Lineage: Eukaryota; Dinophyceae; Suessiales; Symbiodiniaceae
Source: the annotation of a GenBank genome assembly
GAAGACCAUAGCGGACCCCAUCCGCCGCCGCUUUGCUGGCAUGGUCACAGCCGUGGACGAAGGCAUUGGCAACAUCACUCGGGCCCUGCAGGUCAAGGGGAUGCUUCAAGAUUCCGUGAUCAUUGUCACCACGGACAAUGGUGGCCCAACACAUGAGUGUGCUGCCAUAGGAGCGUCAAACUGGCCCCUUCGGGGUGGAAAGUGUUCCAUCUGGGAGGGUGGCACGCGAGGAACUGGACUCGUGUAUGCGCCUGGCGUUAUGACACAAGGUUUCACAUGGACUGGCCUGAUGCAUGCUGCAGACUGGCUCCCCUCAUUGGUUGAAGGCGUGGCCAUGGAGGAUGCUGCCAAGAUCCCUGAUGAAGCAACGCUACCACUGGAUGGAGUGAAUCUCUGGCAUGCCCUCCUUGCCAACCAGAAGUCGCCGCGGAACAACAUGUACUACGGAAUUUGGGAUGCAACCAUUGGAAACGGUGGGCCAGCACUCCGCAACGCAGAGGGAUGGAAGCUUAUCGUGGGCGGCGGGGGCGGCACGGGCGAUUGGCCGCGGCCACCUGCAAGGAACUUCAUAUCCAACGAGUCGGCGCCAACGCCUGUGGUGCUCGAGGAUGCGCCCCCUGGGAAAUACCUUCUCUUCAACCUCAACGAUGACCCAUCGGAACACAAAGAAUGCAGUUCUGACCACCCUGAAAUUGCCCAAGUUCUGCUCAUGGAGCUCCGCAAGCAACAGGCCACCUCUGCCCCACAAGCAACCGGGGACAAGAGCUGUCCUCCUUUGAAGAAGCGAAAGGUCCUGGGACCCUGGUGCGACAAGACGGAAGUGGAAGUUGUGGUUUGA